Molecule: messenger RNA, 2077 nt
Organism: Mya arenaria
Lineage: Eukaryota; Metazoa; Mollusca; Bivalvia; Myida; Myidae
Product: peptidyl-prolyl cis-trans isomerase A-like
Exons: 5
Coding region: 82-579 (165 amino acids)
Biological process (GO): protein peptidyl-prolyl isomerization; protein folding
Cellular component (GO): intracellular membrane-bounded organelle
Molecular function (GO): peptidyl-prolyl cis-trans isomerase activity
Source: RefSeq, a predicted model, not a curated record
UUGUAUCUUUUUAUGAUAACGACCGGCAUUUUCGACAAAAUUGUGAGAUUUAGCGGAGUCAUAUUUAAUCAUAUUUAAAAUAUGUCGAACCCAACGGUGUUUUUUGACAUGUCAGCCGGUGGCAAGCCACUUGGCAGAAUAGUGAUGCAGUUGUAUGCUGACAAAGUUCCGAAGACAGCAGAGAAUUUCCGUGCUCUCUGUACUGGUGAGAAGGGAUUUGGAUAUAAGGGGAGCAAGUUCCACAGAGUGAUUCCACAGUUCAUGUGCCAGGGUGGGGAUUUCACACGUGGAAAUGGUACAGGGGGCAAGAGCAUCUAUGGUGCAAAGUUUGCUGAUGAGAACUUCAUUCUGAAGCACACCAAACCUGGCAUCCUGUCAAUGGCAAAUGCUGGACCAAACACCAAUGGCUCUCAGUUUUUUAUCUGCACCGCAAAAACACCCUGGCUAGAUGGGAAGCAUGUUGUGUUUGGCGAGGUUGAUGCUAGCUCAUUGGAAUUAGUGAAGCAGAUUGAAAAAUUGGGCUCACAGUCUGGAAAAACAUCCCAAGAAGUCGUGAUUACCAACUGCGGUCAGUUGUGAGAUCAAAGGAGGAUGUUUACCACUACUAGUCAAGAAACUUUCUUAUUAUGUUAACUGUUACUAUUCAUGUGAACAAUGUUGUAACAUGUUUUGUUUCUGGUUAUUACUCUCGUACAGCAAAUGACUGAAUUAAUGGUUCAGUAAAACAAAACUAAACAAUAUCUACAUUUAACGACAACAGGAAGUAUACAUGUUCAGCUCGACUAUUCAUAGAAUAAGGAGAGCUUUACUUCUCACCCUAGCCUUAGCGUCAAAUCUUAGUUCAAUUUUUUUAUGUAAACAAAUUUCUGUCAAUAUAUCAGCAAAAACAGCAUGUUAUGCUUUAUUUGGAAAAGUGUUCCCUUCCAUCCAACUUACUUAAUAAAUCAACUAAGAAAACUCUAUCUUGAAUAUAAUCCAAUGUAUGGCUCUUUAUUAUUCAACUUUAAUAUUCUGGUUAAUGUAUUGCAUAUAAGCAGUGCUUAGCACACAUAAGUUAAAAUUUAAGUAAAAACGCGAUGUUUUUCAAUGUGACUUUAUAAAAUUGUACUCAACCAUCUAACCUACUAAAAUAAUAAAGUAAGAUAACUGUAUUUUGCAUAUAAUGUAAAUUAUAGCCUUUUAUUGUUUGACUUAAAAAAACAAAACCUGGUCAUGGUUUUGCGUAUAAACACAUUUAAGUCAAUAACUCUGCGCAAAAUGCAAUGAAUCUUUAGACAUUUUUUUUUCAACUGUCCAAUCUACUUAAUUUAUCAAGUAAGAUUAGUCUUCUUCGGAUAAAAUUGCUAAAAUUGACCUUUUUUCCCUACAUAGAUAUUCUGGUUAAGGUUUUGCAUGUAAGCACACAGAAGUCAAUAUCUCAGCAACUUCGUGACAUAUUGCAUGAAAACUUUACGUAAGGGUUUUUGGACUAGGGCACUUGUGGCCUAGUUCAUAGCGAUACUCAUGAUAUCUACAUUCUCAAGCCCCAUCUGGGGGUUCACUGACGUAAUGUAUUCAUACGCUGUAUUUUGAUUGGAUUGCCGUUAGCGAAUUUGAAUAAUCAAAGCAGUACCAGAACUGAUUACAAUGAAAAAAAUCCAUUAAAUAUAGUUCUCCUAACAAUUCUAGCUAACCGUAUGUUCUUUUAAUGAAGCACAAGAAAUUCAUACGUAGCUAGUGAGUUAAUCGGGUGAACUACAUGACUGUUCUUGCAUACGGUCAGAUUACAUGCAAUAAGAAUAUGAACAUAUUGGAAAAGUACGCAUCGAAAUUUUCCCGUUCAAUGCUCUGUAUUGAUAGACUGGUACCCUCUUUCUCUUUUAUCCGAAAAGAAACCAUUAUCAGCUAACCGCGGUGCCCAUCGGGCAUUCGAAAUGUCUUGUGAAUUCAUACUUAAAGCGACUAAAGUGUGUGGUCUAAGUAGAAAACAACCAGGAAAGUUUGUUUAAAAAAAGUAUUGUUAAUAUCCUUUGUAUAGAAUGUUGGUAUUUAUUUAUAAAAACGAUAUCCAUUGUUAAUAAAAAAAAUCCGAAGUCGG